Stegastes partitus (bicolor damselfish) is the source of this 2570-nucleotide messenger RNA. RefSeq lists its product as uncharacterized. The transcript is spliced from 2 exons. The coding region runs from base 381 to 2570 and encodes 729 amino acids. NCBI's taxonomy places the organism in Eukaryota, Metazoa, Chordata, Actinopteri, Pomacentridae. The record is from RefSeq and is a predicted model, not a curated record.
GGAAGGAAGGAAGAAGGGACGACGGGAAGGAUGAGACGAGAUAAAGCAUGUGGGAGGUGUGAAUCCUGCUCGGAUGAGGCGGCGGUGAGAGGAGGAGAGGUAUGAGGAAUAGGGAGCUGCUGGAGGUGUCCCGUGGGCAUGUUUGUCCUCUGGCCGUUCAGCCUGUGUGUCUCUGCUCUGCACACAGACGCUCUGGGAGGCAGAAGAAAGACGGUCUAAAAAUAAACUGACAUCCACCACCAGCAGAAAAACAAAACCCAAACCGACUCAAAAAAAAAAAAAAAGAGAGAGAAAAAGGACAAAGAAGAACCUCUCUUUCACCCUGUCCGACUCUUUCUCUGCUCCACUUCUGCUUCUCUGUCCUCAUUAGAGAGGAGGUCAUGUCCCAGUCUGGAAAAGUCCUUCAUCUGUAUGUGGAAGUGAGGUCUGCCCCAGAUCAGAAUGGAGGAAAAGGGCCGUUUGGGGAGAGUGAAGGAGGGAUUGCUCAGGGGCAUUCGGUUCAGGACAGUCCUGCGGAGCUCCUUUCGCAGCUAGCGAACCAGACGACCUGCCAGACAGUCAGCAAGGUCUCCACGGCUCACCGCCUGGUUCAGGACUGCACACACGGCCAGUCUCCGUCUAGAAACACUGUUAGCUUUCAGCUCCAGCAAGCCAGCAGCUCACCGACAGUUGCCAAGCGCUGGAGUUCACCCGUCCACUCUUCACCAACGGGAAAGGUUCCUUACACUCCCCCCCUUGGCCAGAGCGAUGGGACCCGAUCUGUGGUCACCUUCAGUUACGUUGAGAAGUCUAAUGUGAAGACUUUGGACAGUCCACGAAACUCCGUAUGCGAGAGACGAACCAGAGAGGAGCGAUCCACCCCCUCCCACGUUAGAAAGCGCUUCAGUGACCCGGUUUGGUUUGGGAGUCCUGAUUCAUCGUGCAGCUCCAGUCCCAAGCUGACGUUCCAAUCUCCGGGAAGUCACCAGCAGACGUUCUCCCCCGGCCUUCGCCAGCCUCACUUGGACCCCAUCGGCAGGGCAGCUACCCAGAGGGCUGUGGAGGAGUUUGGCUCCCCAUUACUGAGGAUUAAACUGGCCCAUGCACUCGAGCACACCUCAUCCUCACGCUACAACCAACAGCCACGCUGUCAGUCGUGGGCCGGGUCUCCUGUUCAGCGGCAGAACAUCAGCGCAAACCCCAAAGACAACAUCGCAGACAGGAGCCAGGCUAUUUGUGGGCUGCCUCGGAGUCCGGCGUCCAACCAGCUGUCCUCCCAGUCCAGGCAGUCUCCUCGUUCAAGGCCUGGGUCCUGUGCCGAACCCCAGAGCCCCCUUCACUGGACAGGAGAGGACAGAGCUAUGGCAGGAAGUCCGGCCUCCAAAAGACACAGGGUCUGCAACAGGAGCGCUUCACCACAGGGAGCAAUCCUACAACUUGGCAAUAAUGGAGUCGAGGGUUUGAACCAGUUAAGUGACAGCAAAUCUUCGUCUCCAGCUCACAGCCCUGAAGUCGCCCGCAGGUUGGCGGAGGAGGCCACCAAAGUAUCUUCGAUUUUCACAGAGGCCAGGAGGUCCUCAUUGCACAACGCUUUAGGCGAGCUUGCAAGUAGCUCAAACUCCGGAGAAUCAGCUCCACAUGCACAACAGUUUAAGCAAACGCUUAAGAUGAACAUCCCUUUAAACGACCAACCCACGCCAGCAACUGAAAACACAGACUCUCACCAGCCUGAAAACUCUGUCUUGCAGUCACAUGAGACAAACUCCCACAUCAACAAUGACACACACCAGGAGGACUGCAUUCAGAAAACCCAGCAUCAGAGCUCAAUUUUAUCAGCAGCUCAGAGUUCCCCUGCUCUUCCUUCACGUGUCCUUCGUCCCUCCCAUCCUCCCACUGAGCUCAGCUCUCCCAUCAGGGACCCCAGGCUUUUCCAGACUGAGCUCCGAGCUCCGGAUACCCCGACCUUGCACCGCCGUCAGCCGCCUCAAUACACCGGAGACUCCUGGUCCCCGAGCCUGGACGGGAGAGGAGACCUGAGCUGCUUUGAGAAAGUGGACUGCACUGAGCUUGCUCGCAGGCUCUUUAUUAAUCAAAGUGUUGAGGAGGCACCGGUCAGCUGGACUUCCAGGCAGCAGUGGGGGAACCUCACCGAGAACACCCCUGGGCAAAACCCUGAGCCUGGAUUUGAGUCCAACAGUGACCAAACUGCUGAUCAAGAACCCAGGCAGCGUCGCAGGCCGCUCAGCCCCACGGCUCAGCAGAAAAGGGCUGAGCAGAGGAGGAGGGAGAUCCUUCUUCUGGGGCCUGUGGUGCUGGAUUCUGCCGAGGAGGAUGAGGGUUGUGAUGAGGAAGGACAGGGCAAUGAGGUGGAGGGAUAUGGUGCAGGGCCUCGCUCGCAGAGGGUGGAAGAACCUCCAGAGGUGGAGCAGAACGGAGCGAUAGGAGGUUCGUCCUCAAGGAGCUCCAGUGGGGUGACGGGGAGUCUGGGGGACAGAGACUGUGUGUCGCCAGAGUCCAGUCAGUCCAGUCACCAGAGCAAUGAGACCGGGGCUGCCACCUCAGGAAUACAGGUGAGUGCUGGGUUGUUUUGA